Molecule: messenger RNA, 1183 nt
Organism: Mytilinidion resinicola
Lineage: Eukaryota; Fungi; Ascomycota; Dothideomycetes; Mytilinidiales; Mytilinidiaceae
Exons: 2
Coding region: 38-1183 (381 amino acids)
Molecular function (GO): protein binding
Source: RefSeq, a predicted model, not a curated record
CGUUUCUGUUCGAAUUGGUGAGACACAACACGCAAAUAUGCCAACCGAUAAGAUGAAGCCAAUGUCCAAAAUACACCUGCCGCCCGUCGAUGAAGACGAGCCUUUGAUCGACACUACUGAGGCUAUGCAGCUCCGCUCCAAAAGAACCGACCGACUGCAACGUAGACAGCAGAAAAAGAGCAAGAAAGCUGCUGCAAUUCCUCAACCAACCAGUUUCCUAGACCUCCCAGCCGAGAUCUUUGUAGAGAUCCUCUGCUACCUGCAUCCGAGCGAUGUCUUCAAGCUGUCACGCAGCGGAAGAACCCUACAUCGCCUCGUCUCCCACCACGCCAACUUCAUUGCUCAAAACAUCAUCGACUGGAGGUAUCCCAUCCUGAUGAAAUGCUUCCCAAAGCCCGUGCCACUAGGCCAGGUGGACCCAGAAUUGCAUCCCGCACUUCUCGCCGGGAAACGUCAGGAUAUGCUGAAUAUCCACAAGAAGCCGUAUCAGCACAUCAAGUCCCCGAACCAGCACGAGAUCUGCACGUGUCUUACUUGUAUACUCGCAUGGAACAAUCUCUGUCUCGUCGUCGACCUCGCACACUGGCAACCGAACCUCUCGCAACGGAAGCCAAUCUCGAUGAUCCCGCGCGGUCAAUCACCGCAAUGGAACAUAGACCUCGUGAACUCCAACGCCGAAAUUGUGAGAAACGCUAUCAAGAGCCAGCUAUGGUACGCUCGCAUCUUGGAGCAGCAUCUCGCCACCACCACGAAAACCAUCUGGCGCACGCAUAAGCAUGACACCCUCAAAGGCGAUGGGCCCGUCUUCCAACUGACCGCGGAGGACAUCUCUACCGAGACGGACGCGUUUAUGGGACGGGACGGUCCGGAGUCGUUUGAGUUCCCGUAUCAUCGCGAUAACUACUACGCUUUGGGGUCGUAUCUGCCGAAUAGGAGAUUUGAGAAGAGUACUGGAGUUUGGCAUUAUUACCCGCUGGAUCAGCAUUCAAGAGACUUGGAGUGGGUGGCGAAACACAGCGCCAGGAGCACUGAGCUGAGUCGAUCUAUGAUAACCGCUGUUCCACCCAAUCCACCUGUGCUUGAUAGUACUGCGUCACAAAGUCCAUGUCCUUCGCUAGAACAAAGCCAUGCGGUAGCCCAGGGUACACCUUCAGCGUGGUAUCGACACUUUGAUUGUGGUUAG